Messenger RNA from Oryza sativa Japonica Group (Japanese rice), 1414 nucleotides. Its product is annotated as MADS-box transcription factor 55-like. Lineage: Eukaryota; Viridiplantae; Streptophyta; Magnoliopsida; Poales; Poaceae. The record is from RefSeq and is a predicted model, not a curated record. Gene Ontology annotation, molecular function: protein dimerization activity; RNA polymerase II cis-regulatory region sequence-specific DNA binding; DNA-binding transcription factor activity, RNA polymerase II-specific. Gene Ontology annotation, cellular component: nucleus. Gene Ontology annotation, biological process: positive regulation of transcription by RNA polymerase II.
GCACCGCACGGUGGUGGUGGCUCUCGGCUCGGCCAGAUUUGUUUAAUUAUUCGCCCCGGGUUUACCGCGGCCGCCAAUCGGAGGCGCCGCGCGCGGCCACAUCCCUUUCUUUCUCUUUCCUCGCCUCGCCUCGCCUCGCCAUUGGCGAGCCGCGGCUAUAUACUAGGCGCACCCCGCCGCUGCGGCGCGCGUUUCUCUCUCUCCUUGUCUCUCUGUGCUGUUGUUGUUGCGGGUGAAUCUGCUUGGAUUUCGUCGGAGUUUUCUGUCGCGGAGGAGGAGGGGGUGGUGGUUGAUCGGAGGGGAGGGGGGAGGGAGAUGGCGAGGGAGAGGAGGGAGAUACGGAGGAUAGAGAGCGCGGCGGCGCGGCAGGUGACGUUCUCGAAGCGGCGGCGGGGGCUGUUCAAGAAGGCGGAGGAGCUGGCGGUGCUGUGCGACGCCGACGUCGCGCUCGUCGUCUUCUCCUCCACCGGCAAGCUCUCCCAGUUCGCCAGCUCCAACAGUAUGAACGAGAUCAUUGACAAGUAUACUACACAUUCAAAGAACCUGGGGAAAACAGAUAAGCAGCCUUCUAUUGAUCUGAAUUUAGAGCACAGCAAGUGUAGCAGUUUGAAUGAACAACUGGCAGAAGCAAGUCUUCAACUUAGACAGAUGAGAGGUGAGGAGCUUGAGGGAUUGAGUGUGGAAGAGCUGCAGCAGAUGGAAAAGAACCUCGAGGCAGGACUGCAGCGGGUGCUCUGUACAAAGGACCAGCAAUUCAUGCAAGAAAUCAGUGAGCUCCAACGAAAGGGCAUUCAGCUGGCAGAAGAGAAUAUGCGCCUCAGAGACCAAAUGCCUCAGGUGCCUACUGCUGGCUUGGCGGUUCCUGAUACUGAAAAUGUUCUUACUGAAGAUGGACAAUCAUCUGAAUCUGUGAUGACUGCAUUAAAUUCGGGAAGCUCGCAGGAUAAUGAUGAUGGUUCUGAUAUAUCCCUGAAACUAGGGUUGCCUUGAAAUAAAAGGACCAGCUAGAGAGCUGAGAAAUGGGAUGACGACCACCAUGAAUUAUUUGUCUGUGUGCAUGAGUGGAUGAAGUUGGAAGUUAAAUGCAUCUUAAGAAGAUCAAGAAGAUGUCAUGCUAUGAGAUUACCAACAAGGCUGCAAUAAUCCUAUCCUAUGUUAAAAAGGAGAUCGAUUGACUUGUCAUCCUAUGCCUGCUGAUGCAAUGGUCCGGUUGCUUGGAUCUUUUUUUCUCAACUUGUACUAGUGUACCAUACUACCUUCGUCGCACUUAAUUUAAAUGCGACAUGUACGUAUGUAUCGUUCGCUUAAUUCGUGCAAGUUAUGUACGUACCUGUAUGGGAACUGUAUGGAAACUUGUGACCUCGGCUGAGACUUAUUAUUGGCACAAUUAUUAAGCUAGUCAUUCUCAUCAUAA